AUGUCCCGGCCGACAGUCCACCACGACCACUUCAUCGUCUCCUACCCCCAGGAACACGUCGUGCAAGUAACAAUCAACCGCCCCGACAAGCUCAACUGCAUCAACCAAGCCACCAGCCGGCAAAUCGCCCAGGUCUGGGACGACCUCGACGCUGACCCGACGCUCUGGGUGGGUAUCAUUACGGGACGCGGCCGGGCUUUUUGCACGGGUGCCGACCUGCACGAAUGGAACACCCUCCACACAACCUCCCAAACCAACCCCAUGACCGCCCCCGGCCUCGCCGGCCUCCCCCGACGCACAGGCACCAAACCCAUCCUCGCAGCCGUCAACGGUCUCUGUCUCGGCGGCGGUUUCGAGAUGGUCUCCAACUGUGACAUUGUGCUCGCCAGUUCGGCAGCCGUGUUUGCGCUGCCUGAGGUCCAGCGGGGGAUUGCGCCUGUUGCUGGGUGUAUGCCGCGGUUGGCGCGGACCCUGGGGUUGCAGAGGACUAUGGAAUUGGUGCUUACGGGGAGGAAGGUGGAUGCGCGGACCAUGGGGGCGUGGGGGUUGGUUUCGAGGGUUGUGGAUGAGCCUGACAACUCGAAAAGUCACACCGGUAAAGAGGGUGGGAACGGAGGAAACGGAGAAAGUGCAGUGGUGGACGCAGCGCUGGAAUUAGCCCGGGAUAUCUGCCGGAACAGCCCGGACGCGCUCAUCGUGGGCCGGGUGGGGGUGCGCAUGGCCUGGGAAGACGGCGAUGUGGAGGCUGCCGUGACGAAGCUGGAGACGGAGUGGUAUCCUCGGCUGGUGCGGGGGGCCAACUUUGGGGAGGGGAUCCGGGCGUUUGUGGAAAAGCGGCCGCCGAGGUGGUUGGAUCCGAAGUUGUGA
Messenger RNA from Dichotomopilus funicola, 867 nucleotides. RefSeq names its product Crotonase-like protein. Bases 1 to 867 code for a protein of 288 amino acids. Gene Ontology annotation, molecular function: enoyl-CoA hydratase activity. The transcript is spliced from 2 exons. The record is from RefSeq and is a predicted model, not a curated record. Gene Ontology annotation, biological process: fatty acid beta-oxidation. Gene Ontology annotation, cellular component: mitochondrion. Lineage: Eukaryota; Fungi; Ascomycota; Sordariomycetes; Sordariales; Chaetomiaceae.